GCUGAUUCGUUCAAAAUGUCGAUUAAUAAGUUAUCUAUUUGUGUUGUCGCUUGCUUAUUACAGCAUGCUCUUUGCCAAACUGUCCUCUCCCUAAACAACUGCGGUUGCCAAUCGCAACCCCAAGGCCUAAACCUCGGGAACUUAGGCCUCGCUGUUGGCAACCCCACUUUCUCGAUCAGUAACCCCAACUGCAACUGUAAUGGCGGCCUGUCGCUAGGCAACGCUGGCAAUGGCAUCAAUCUGGGCAGCCUAGGUGCGCCGAAUUUCAAUUUUGGAAAUAAUUGCAACAAUGUUGUGCAGGGCACCAGCGAGCAAUGCGGAUACGGCGACGUUGCCAUCGUAGGCUCACUGCCAGUCCAAGGCCCUACUGCCGUGUGUGGCAAUGUGCCAGUCAUUGGCUACGUAGUAUUCGAGGGCGACGUGCCAGCAGGUGGCUUGGUGUCCGUCGUCGACCCCUGCGGCUGCCAAUGCAAUCAGUAAAAUCAAAUAUGUCAUUUUGAUAUUUUUGGCGAUUUGUUUUGAUUUUUUUUAUGUUUCAAAUAAAUCAUAAUGUUGUAA
Leguminivora glycinivorella is the source of this 558-nucleotide messenger RNA. RefSeq names its product chorion class A protein PC292-like. NCBI's taxonomy places the organism in Eukaryota, Metazoa, Arthropoda, Insecta, Lepidoptera, Tortricidae. The record is from RefSeq and is a predicted model, not a curated record. Bases 16 to 480 code for a protein of 154 amino acids. The transcript has 3 exons.